AUGGGGGAUAGUCAGUACUCCUUUUCGCUAACCACUUUCAGUCCUUCUGGAAAGCUUGUUCAGAUUGAACACGCCUUGACAGCUGUCGGAUCUGGUCAAACAUCAUUGGGAAUAAAAGCUGCCAACGGUGUUGUAAUUGCAACUGAGAAGAAAUUGCCAUCCAUCCUGGUUGAUGAGACAUCUAUGAAUAAAAUUCAGAAUUUGACCUCAAAUAUUGGAGUUGUGUACAGUGGCAUGGGCCCAGAUUUUCGAGUUUUAGUUCGGAAAAGUAGGAAGCAGGCAGAGCAAUAUUAUCGACUUUAUAAAGAAGCAAUUCCUGUUACACAACUUGUCAGGGAAACAGCCACAGUUAUGCAGGAAUUUACUCAAUCAGGUGGGGUUCGCCCUUUUGGUGUUUCACUCUUGGUUGCGGGUUAUGAUGACAAGGGCCCACAGCUAUAUCAAGUGGAUCCAUCAGGCUCAUACUUUUCCUGGAAAGCUUCAGCUAUGGGGAAGAAUGUUUCUAAUGCAAAAACGUUUCUUGAAAAGAGGUAUUCAGAGGAUAUGGAACUUGAUGAUGCUGUACACACAGCAAUUUUGACCCUUAAAGAAGGGUUUGAAGGACAAAUUUCCGGGAAGAACAUCGAGAUUGGUAUCAUUGGAAGUGACAGAAAGUUUCGGGUUCUUGAUGCUGCAGCGGUUGAGGAUUACCUGCAAGAAGUGGAGUAG
Oldenlandia corymbosa var. corymbosa is the source of this 708-nucleotide messenger RNA. NCBI's taxonomy places the organism in Eukaryota, Viridiplantae, Streptophyta, Magnoliopsida, Gentianales, Rubiaceae. The record is from the annotation of a GenBank genome assembly.